Messenger RNA from Leopardus geoffroyi (Geoffroy's cat), 2801 nucleotides. RefSeq names its product zinc finger protein 134 (gene ZNF134). Gene Ontology annotation, molecular function: RNA polymerase II cis-regulatory region sequence-specific DNA binding; DNA-binding transcription activator activity, RNA polymerase II-specific. The transcript is spliced from 3 exons. Lineage: Eukaryota; Metazoa; Chordata; Mammalia; Carnivora; Felidae. The coding region runs from base 985 to 2259 and encodes 424 amino acids. Gene Ontology annotation, cellular component: nucleus. Gene Ontology annotation, biological process: regulation of transcription by RNA polymerase II. The record is from RefSeq and is a predicted model, not a curated record.
CUUUGAUCUGUGUUAAUGUGUGUGACCCAAACAGCAGCCCUGUUUAGGUGGGUACCACCACUGUCUGCUUUACCGGUGAGGACGUGGGGACACCGGUCUUCGUUCGCACAGCUGGGCGGAGGCGGCACUAAGGUCUUAGUAUCUGAGGUGAGACAUUCAGAAAUCGUGGGCGCGGAAGGGCAGGGCAGGGGUUACAGGAGUCAUUCAGUCGGUGGGGCCCCAUGUGGUGGCCUGCCGUCCUCAGCCCCCUCUUCCCGCUUACUGCCGGGUUGCUUUGACGGUGGAAGCACUUAGGAUCUCUGCAUAGGUGAGUCCUCGGUCCUCAGUCAGUGCACUUGCCCAUGAUCUUGGUAACCCAGUAUGGCAAAUGCUGGUGUCUUAGCAAUGUUCACCUCCCUUGUAUUUGCCUUUGGGUGUGGGGAUGCUGGGGUCACUAACGGUCUGUACCUUGAAUUUGGUGCAGUGGGGUGAAGUGUGGAACGGUGUCCAGGUAUAGGAACAAGCUUGGGCAAAAACAUCCCUGGAGGCUGAACUGCGAGUGUUCAGGGAGCCUCAGGUCUCCGUUAUGUUUGGUGUGAUCAGCGAGCAGGGGACAGAAUUCAACUCUGGAACAGGAGCCUAUGGAGCUGGGCUUCUGUUUUGGGAGUGGUGGGAGCCAUGGAAGGUUUAGAGCAGAGGAGUGAUCCGAUUGGUCUUCACAGGCUUCCUCUGGCUGCACAGUGAAGGAGAUUGGGGUGAGGAAAGAAGACUGUUGAUGGCUGGACUAGGUUGGUGGUUCUGGAGGUGAGGGACGGGUGCUGGAUUCUGGGUUUGUUUUUUGUGUCUCUUUAAGUAGGGCCAACCGGACUUUCUGAUGUGGAUGGCGAGGGAAAGGAGAGGACUCGGGGAUGACCUCACAGCUCCCACAGUUUUUGGCGUGAGAAGAUUUUUUGUGGUUGCUGAACAUAGCAGGGGAAAGAACUCUGAGCGCCUGACUGAGAGGUCAUGACUCUAGCCAUGGCUGGAGGGACGUGGACAGGCCCUGGUUAUUGGUGCGCGGCAAAAGAUGAAGAGGCACCUUCUGAGCACACCGUUUCUUUAGGAGUCUCCCAUGAUAGCAUUUCCAAGGCAGGUUCAUCAACCCAGAUGGCUCACCCUUGUGACAUUUGUGGCCCCAUCGUGAAAGACCUCUUACACCUGGAUGAACACCAGGAAAUAUGCCAAGGACUGAAACCUUACACCUGCGGGGCAUGUGGGAGACAGUUCUUGUUCAGUGCAAACUUUCACCAGCAUCAGAAGCAGUACAGUGUAGAGAAACCUGUCAGAAGAGACAGAGGCAAGACCUCAUCUGGGAAGAACUGUAGGGUUUGUGAAGAACCUCACCUGUCGGGAAAGCCCUUUCUGUGUGAGGAGCAGUGGAGCCUCCAGGCCAGUCUGGGCAGUCACCAGCGACAGGCCACCCACAGCAAGAAGAAGAGGAGGACUGGGAACGGGGAGGCCUCUCACAGCGGACAGAUGCAGUACAGCUGCAGCGAAUGCGGGAAGGCCUUCAACCGCAAAGACACGCUUGUCCAGCACCAGAGAAUCCACACCGGAGAAAGGCCCUACGAGUGCAGCGAAUGCGGGAAGGCCUUCAGCCGCAAAGCCACACUUAUCCAGCACCAGAGAAUCCACACCGGAGAAAGGCCUUACGAAUGCAAAGAAUGUGGGAAAGCCUUUAGCCGCAAAGACAAUCUUACUCAGCACAAAAGAAUUCACACCGGAGAAAUGCCUUACAAGUGUAGCGAGUGUGGAAAAUACUUUAGCCAUCACUCCAACCUCAUCGUACACCAGAGAGUUCACAAUGGAGCGAGGCCUUAUAAGUGUAACAACUGUGGGAAAGUCUUCAGACACAAAUCCACACUUGUUCAGCAUGAGAGCAUCCAUACUGGAGAAAAUCCUUACGUUUGCAGUGAUUGUGGGAAAUCCUUUGGCCACAAGUACACCCUCAUUAAACACCAGAGAAUCCACACUGAGGCAAGGCCUUUUGAGUGCAUCGACUGUGGGAAAUUCUUUAGUAGAAGCUCUGACUUUAUUGCACACCAGAGAGUUCACACAGGGGAAAGGCCAUUUGUGUGCAGCAAAUGUGGGAAAGAUUUCAUCAGAACAUCCCACCUUGUUAGGCACCAAAAAGUUCACACUGGAGAAAGGCCGUACGAGUGCAACGAAUGUGGGAAAGCCUAUAGUUUAAGCUCCCACCUCAUUCGGCACCAGAAGGUUCACACUGCAGGACGGCUUUAGGAGUGCUUUCAACACAACAGGACUUGUAUGGAGAGGGGCUUUGUGAUUGCCCUUGGAGAGGAAGACACCAGUCAGAUGUUGAACCUCACGUAUCUGAACAUUAGCACUGGGGAGAGACCUUAAGGAUGCCAGGUACAGGGACACUUUCAUGGGUUGCGUUGCACUUGCAGACCUGCUCAGGUUCCUUGCCAAAUUUGCCACCCAAUGUCUGUGGCAGAAACCAUCUCAGUUCUACCAGCUUCGUUUCUGUAUGUCCUCAGGGACACCUCCAGUCUCUGGAGGAAAUUAUGAGAAUCCUGAAUUGAAUGGGGUUCCUCAUUCCCUCCCCACUGACUGGUAAAGGUGUGGACCUCACCCAUCUUUAGCCAAGAGGACCUGAGCUGUGUUCUGGAGACUUAUAGAAGAACUUUACUUUCUUCAUGGACAUUGUUGGCCUCAUGUGGUACAUGUGACACAUUUUUCUCCGAGUCACCCCACCUGGAGAACCACUUGUUUUCUGUUGCUCUGGUCUCUGUGAUAAUAAAGACAUUAUUUAAACCAUC